UCGGGACCGUGCAUACGGAAAGUCGACUACAGAUUAGAACGAGAAGGUGCGUGUUGGCAGUACAAAUAAAUUCUCCUUUGAAUAGUGAUUGUGAAGUUACCACAAAGAAGGAAUCCAAAAUCCAACGUUGGACAUGGAACCCACAGAAAAUACUGCACUCAAAGAACAUGAUGGUCCAAAAAGUUCUUCGCCAGGGAGGAUGUCGCGGACACAGUUAUUUACAUUAAUAUCCAUUGGUUCUGUAAACUUUGGCUCAAUGAUUUGCUAUUCAAUACUUGGCCCAUUCUUUCCCAACCUGGCGUUACAGAAGGGAGCCAGCCAGACAGUCAUUGGUCUAAUAUUUGGCUGCUAUGCGCUAUGCAACUUUGUUGGUUCACUGCUAAUGGGAAAAUAUAUUGUCCAGAUUGGUGCAAAGUUCAUGCUGGUGUCAGGCCUGUUUGUGUCAGGUGGAUGCACUAUCAUGUUUGGAUUCCUUGACAGAGCUCCCUCGGGGACGGUGUUCAUCGCUCUCUGCUUCAUUGUGCGGAGCAUCGACGCCAUUGGCUUCGCUGCUGCCGCAACCUCUUCUGUCGCAUUGGCAUCUAAAGUCUUUCCAAACAAUGUAGCGACUGUCUUGGGUAGUUUGGAGAUGUUCACCGGACUGGGUCUCAUUCUGGGGCCUCCUUUAGGAGGCUGGCUGUACCAGGCUUACGGAUAUGAGCUUCCCUUCCUUGUUCUGGGCUGUAUCCUACUGCUGAUGGUUCCAUUCAACAUCAUCGUCUUGCCCAGCUGCACUGCGGAGCCCUCUGAGAAUUCCUUUUUGCAAUUGCUGAAAGUCCCCAAAGUAUUGCUCAUCUGCUUCUUCAUGUUCAGCUUAAGCUCAGGCCUGGGCUUCCUGGACACUACCUUGUCCCUGUUCGCGAUUGAGAAGUUCGGUCUUACCCCGGGCUAUGUGGGCCUCCUCUUCCUGGGGUUCUCCUUACCUUACGCUUUAAUAGCGCCUGCCCUCGGUUUCUUUGCUGAUAAAUAUCCUGCAACAAGAAGUUGGUUCAUGAUUCUCGGUGGCCUUCUCACUGGGCUCGGCUUCUGUUUUCUUGGUCCAGCACCGUUUCUCCACAUUAGCAGCCAGCUGUGGUUGUUGAUCUUCAUGCUGUGUGUGAUUGGCUUUGGUUUGGGCGCAGGUUUCAUGCCCUGCUUACCAGAGAUCAUUUCAGCAGCCUAUGAACAGGGCUUUGAAGAAGGACUUAGCACUCUGGGAAUGGUGUCUGGACUCUUUGGGGCCUGUUGGUCCAUGGGGAUAUUCUAUGGACCCAUGAUGGGUGGCUUCCUCACCCAGCAGCUAACCUUUGUGUGGGCGGCAACCAUCCAAGGAGGGCUUUCAGGUUUGGCUACCACGCUACUUGGGAUUUUUUAUCUCUAUGCAAGUUUCAAGAAGCACAGUGUUGCACAGGUAUCUGUAAACGAUAGUCCCGGAGACAGAGACAGGCUUCUGGCCUAACCAACAGCUGAAGAAGACUUUGAUGGGGUGUUAGAAGCCUGACUGGAUAGGCCAGACCUUUUGGUUCCAACCUGCGGUGACCUCCACAACCUACCGGUCCAACGACACCCACUGCCGUCUAAGCUUCAGAUAGUAGUCGUGGUUUCGUAUCGGACCCUCGGAUAGCAAUACUAAAUUAUUUUUUACUAAUUGUAUUAUUAUUAAAUAAUUAGGACAAUGGAAAAGGGAGAUUUGAUCUGGUA
This is a messenger RNA of Gadus chalcogrammus (walleye pollock), 1719 nucleotides long. Its product is annotated as MFS-type transporter SLC18B1-like. NCBI's taxonomy places the organism in Eukaryota, Metazoa, Chordata, Actinopteri, Gadiformes, Gadidae. Gene Ontology annotation, biological process: transmembrane transport. The transcript has 15 exons. Gene Ontology annotation, molecular function: transmembrane transporter activity. Bases 134 to 1477 code for a protein of 447 amino acids. The record is from RefSeq and is a predicted model, not a curated record.